AGAGACUGUUCACAAGGGUUUAGAGAACUAGUAGUAAAGUAAGGUGCAACGUGUACGAGUUGUCAAAAUCGAACUUGAACGUUGAACGAAGGUGUAGCAAACAAUUCGAAGAUGAUGAACGGGGACGGCAACAAACCGUCGGAGUCCCAAUUUAUAUCUUUUCAAGAUUACUCACCGAUAAAUCGUUCCGCUGGUGGCGGACAGGCUCAGCUGGACGUUGAUACACCUGACAAUCAGGGCUUCGGCGGAAUCCAGAAUGACAGUACGGGAAUCGGAAUGAUCGAGGACCUCCAGGGAAUGCCGAACAAAAAUGACCAAGAAACGCAGCACAAUUUCUGGAGCAUCGAAUACUACCAGAAAUUCUUCAACGUCGACACUGACGACGUUGUGCAAAGGAUAAUCAGGUCCAUAAUACCGCGAGGGGGUGAGAAUUAUCUCGAAUCCCACAUCCGGCCUAAGCCUGAUCUUUACGGUCCAUUCUGGGUCUGUGUCACGCUAAUAUUUUCCAUAGCGAUUAGUGGAAACAUGGCUAAUUACCUUCAGACAGCAAACUCGCAGGGAUUUCACUGGCGGUACGAUUUCCAUAUCGUUUCUUACGCCGCUACCGCCAUUUUCAUUUAUGCCUGGCUUUUACCACUUGCGCUUUGGGGCGCCCUGAAAUGGUCUACCAGCACUCGAGAAGAUGACAACGAAUUAAUCCAGUCGAAUACUGCUCCUGGGAUACUGGAACUCCUCUGCCUCUAUGGAUACUCGCUGACUAUUUACAUACCCGUCGCCUUUCUGUGGACUAUACAGAUCGGGUGGCUGCAAUGGACACUUGUCGCCGUAGCUGCAUUCAUGUCUGGUGGAGUGUUGCUGCGCUCUUUGUCACCAGUUAUAGCUGGCAAGCAUAAAGCUAUUUACGCCGUAGUGAUCCUAGGGAUGCAUUUCUUACUUGCUGCUGGUUUCAAAAUGUACUUUUUCCACAAUCCACGAUCUUCUCCGAGUGCCAGCCAGAUCGUUAAUGUUGUAACGACAGCUGCAUCAGUUGUUAAGACAGCGAAUGACAGUUUAUCGUCAAUUUCGUCAACUUAGACUGGCAAAUUUAAAUUAUUGUUAAUUCAGUUGUCAAUUAU
Messenger RNA from Diprion similis, 1115 nucleotides. RefSeq names its product protein YIPF1. The record is from RefSeq and is a predicted model, not a curated record. Gene Ontology annotation, molecular function: small GTPase binding. Gene Ontology annotation, biological process: vesicle-mediated transport. Gene Ontology annotation, cellular component: membrane; Golgi apparatus. Lineage: Eukaryota; Metazoa; Arthropoda; Insecta; Hymenoptera; Diprionidae. The transcript has 4 exons. Bases 112 to 1074 code for a protein of 320 amino acids.